AUGUGGGUCAGCUGUGGGGGUCCGGGUGAUGUGCUCAGUUGUGGGGGUCCGGGUGAUGUGGGGGUGAUGUGGUCAGCUGUGGGGGUCCGGGUGAUGUGCUCAGUUGUGGGGGUCCGGGUGAUGUGGGGUUGUGGGGGUCCGGGUGAUGUGGGGGUGAUGUGGUCAGCUGUGGGGGUCCGGGUGAAUGUGUUGUGGGGGGGUCCGGUGGGUGAUGUGGGGGUGAUGUGGUCAGCUGUGGGGGUCCGGGUGAUGUGGGUUGGUGAUGUGGUCAGCUGUGGGGGUCCGGGUGAUGUGGUCAGCUUGUGGGGUCCGGGUGAUGUGGGGGGGGAUGUGGUCCAGCUGUGGGGGUCCGGCUGUGGGGGUCCGGGUGAUGUGGUCAGUUGUGGGGGUCCGGGUGAUGUGGGGGUGAAGUGGUCAGCUGUGGGGGUCCGGGUGAUGUGGGGCUGUGGGGGUCCGGGUGAUGUGCUCAGUUGUGGGGGUCCGGGUGAUGUGGGGGUGAUGUGGUCAGUUGUGGGGGUCCGGGUGAUGUGGGGCUGUGGGGGUCCGGGUGAUGUGGUCAGCUGUGGGGGUCCGGGUGAUGUGGGGGUGAUGUGGUCAGCUGUGGGGGUCCGGGUGAUGUGGGGGGGGAUGUGGUCAGCUGUGGGGGUCCGGGUGAUGUGGUCAGCUGUGGGGGUCCGCGGUGAUGUGGGGGUGAUGUGGUCAGUUCUGUGGGGGUCCGGGGGUGAUGUGGUCAGUUGUGGGGGUCCGGGUGAUGUGGGGGUGAUGUGGUCAGUUGUGGGGGUCCGGGUGAUGUGGUCAGUUGUGGGGGUCCGGGUGAUGUGGGGGUGA
Molecule: messenger RNA, 828 nt
Organism: Knipowitschia caucasica
Lineage: Eukaryota; Metazoa; Chordata; Actinopteri; Gobiiformes; Gobiidae
Source: the annotation of a GenBank genome assembly